AUGGCGGAAACGGACUCGACAUCGAGGGUCAACGCGCCUGCUGGUGUCUCUAGUGGUGCUACCGGACAGAAUAGCCGUACGCACCGAGUACUACUGACACGGAGGACCACACUACUUGCAGCACUGGGUCGGGCCGAGGCAUUUUUGGCGGACUACGAUGCUGUGAGGGACGCGACGAAGGUGCAGGUGCAGCUGGACCACAUCGAGAACGUUUGGAAGAGCUUAGAGGAGGUGCAGACGGAAUUGGAGUGUGCUGAGGAGAGUGAAGAAGAUAUGGAAUUGCAUGAAAAAGCACGUGCCAGCUUUGAAGAACGAUUGCUAAUAAUAAAAGCAGAAUUAACAUCCAAACUUCCUGUUAUUCCUAUUGACUCUCAAAUCCUUCAAACUGUAUACCCUACUUCCGCUAUCUCUGGUUUGAAACUGCCGACUAUUUCUCUUCCUGAAUUCGACUGGGACUAUAUGCAAUGGUUGGGUUUCCAUGACACGUUCUUAGCUCUGAUUCAUUCGAACACCGAUGUGCCAGCGAUUCAGAAGUUCCACUAUCUGAAAGCAGCUUUGAAAGGGGAGGCUGCCCAGCUAAUUGAAUCGAUUGCGAUUAGCGCAGCGAAUUAUAAUUUGGCUUGGGAUGCUCUGGUGGGACGUUAUGCGAACGAUUAUCUCUUGAAAAAGCGACAUUUACAGGCUCUUUUCGACGUUCAUCCAAUGAAGAAGGAAACCGCAGUGACACUCCACGCGUUGGUGGACGAGUUUGAACGUCAUGUGAAGACUCUGCAGCAGAUGGGCGAACCGACGGCGCAGUGGAGCAGCAUUCUUGAGCACCUACUGUGCACACGUCUACACGAUGACACGCUCAAAGCGUGGGAGGACCAUGCCUCCACCGUGGAGGAUCCGAACUAUUCGUGUCUCAUCGAUUUUCUCCAACGUCGGAUGCGUGUUUUGGAAUCCAUUUCCGUCAAUAACCAUGCGUCUCCUUGCUAUGGGAAUUCGGCGAAUAGUAACUUGAAAAGGUCAACUCAGUUUCGUCUUUCUUCGAAUGCUGCCACUACUAAUUCUGGCAGUAAGUGCCCUGCGUGCGGCCAGGAGCAUUUCAUCACCCGGUGUCAGAAAUUCAACGGUUUUUCGGUUGCUCAGCGACGGCAACUGGUGUUCAAGAAGCGACUGUGUAACAACUGCUUGAAGGGUGAUCACAUGGCGAAGGAUUGCACUUCAAAUUUCAAUUGUAGGCAUUGCAAUAUGCGACACCAUUCUUUCCUCCAUUCUGCGUCGUACGAGGGUUCUCAGAGGUUCGCUCCCGAGACUCAUUUCUCCAGUACCCCAGCUGUAGUGCAGAUUGCUCCGCCUUUGGUGGGCAAGUCUAGUGUGCAAUCGACGGUUGCAGCCACCGAAAACAUCCUUGAUUGUGAGGUGAGUGCUCCAGUGCAGCAGCCGCGGGAAAACGUUUUUCUUCAGACGGUACUGGUGAAGAUUAUCGAUGCUUUUGGGCAGGAUCAUCUAGCACGUGCUCUUCUCGACAGCGCAUCGCAGCCCAACCUAAUCACUGAGCGGCUGGCACGCCUGCUACGACUAAGAAGAAGCAACGUGAACGUGACUAUCCGUGGGGCCGGUCAGCUUCAGCAAACGGUGCGCAACUCUAUCGUGGCACAAGUCAAGUCGCGAGGCGGCAAUUUCGAUUUAGGGAUCAGCUUUCUAGUGAUAGACAAGGUCACUGCAGACCUUCCGGCGCAGGAUAUUACCAUCGCGGACUGGCAGAUUCCCGACGAACUUCCCCUGGCCGAUCCUGCGUUCAACAUGAGGCAACGCAUUGACAUGGUUCUGGGGGCGAAACAUUACCAUUCGUUGUUCCCCAGUGCAGCUCGCAUUCAGCUCGGUGAGCAGCUCCCACAUCUAAUGAAGAGCGUGUUUGGAUGGGUCGUAACAGGUUCCGCUUCACUACAACAGCUUACGCAACCGUCCACUUCCACUGUCAGUUCCUACAACACCGUAACUGUAUCCAUGAUUUCGUUGGAGGACAGCAUCGAGCGCUUUUGGAAGACCGAAGACUUGCAGAUGAGUGACAACUAUUCGGUUGAGGAACGUCACUGCGAAUCUUUGUUCCAAUCGACGGUGGCACGGACAGCUGAGGGACGCUACAUGGUCCGACUGCCUCGAAAGUCAGAUUUCGACGCCAUGAUGGGAGAAUCCAGAGCCAGCGCUCUUCGUCGGUACGAAAUGCUUGAGCGCAGACUGGAAAGGAACUCAACGCUCAAGGAGGAGUAUCACAAGUUCCUACAGGAGUACCUGUCCCUCGGCCAUAUGCGGCUGGUCGAGCCGGGCAGCAAAGUUACCGGCGCUGCUUAUUAUUUACCACAUCAUCCGGUUCUAAAGGAGUCAAGCACGACGGCGAAACUUCGGGUGGUCUUCGACGGCUCUGCUAAAACGUCCACUGGUUACUCCCUCAAUGAAGCGCUCUGUGUGGGACCGGUCGUUCAAGACGACUUGCUGUCCAUUGUUUUACGGUUUCGUACCUACCAGGUUGCCCUCGUCGGAGACAUCGCGAAGAUGUAUAGGCAGGUCCUGGUACACCCUGACGAUACUCCCCUGCAACGCAUCCUGUGGCGUUUUUCUACAGACACACCUGUCCAAACCUACGAGCUACUGACCGUGACAUACGGACUUACUCCAUCGUCAUUCCUGGCGACUCGCGCUCUUCAGCAAUUGGCCGCUGAUGAAGGCGACGCCUACUCUCUCGCUGGUCCAGCAUUAAGGAAGAAUUUCUACAUCGACGAUUUCAUCGGUGGGACCAGCUCCACAGAAGAGGCAAUCCGCCUCCGAGAAGAGCUUUCGGAUCUAAUGCAAAAGGGUGGACUCGAACUGCGCAAGUGGACGUCUAACCGUUUCGAAGUUCUGCAAGGCCUGGACGAAGACCAUAUCGGGACUCAUUCAACAUUGAGCUUCACUCCCAACGAAACAACCAAGGCACUGGGAAUCGGCUGGGAGCCAGAGAUUGAUUUUCUUCGCUUCGAUUCAACGGUGCAACCACGAGAUGCGCCGCCCACGAAACGUACGAUUCUCUCUGACAUCGCAAAGCUAUUCGAUCCUCUUGGGUUUAGUUUAGUUUAG
Toxorhynchites rutilus septentrionalis is the source of this 3099-nucleotide messenger RNA. RefSeq lists its product as uncharacterized. The record is from RefSeq and is a predicted model, not a curated record. Gene Ontology annotation, molecular function: zinc ion binding; nucleic acid binding. Lineage: Eukaryota; Metazoa; Arthropoda; Insecta; Diptera; Culicidae. Bases 1 to 3099 code for a protein of 1032 amino acids. The transcript has a single exon.